GGCCGAAGAGUGAAUCUACAGAUCUACAAAACCACGGUGGCGCGCUCCUCCAGGACAAGGUCCAGGCUUCCUCCUCAGGCAGUCCCCAGGUAGACCAACUUCAAGCACACGCAAGCUUCAGGUGUCCGGCCCAACUUCAUCUCUAGCUUUCAGGCAGAGUCACCAGCUCCACCAGCUUUCUCAGAAAUAAGGGUCAAAGUCUAGGUUUCCUCGCCACCAGACGCAAAGAUGAAGUUCAACGCCGUCCUCGCCCUCUCGGCCCUGACCCAGACCGCCCUCGCCUUCAACGGCGAGUUCAGCGUGCUGUCCAUGAACGUCGUCGGCCUCCCCGCCAUCCUUCAGGGCAACGACGUGCCCGGCGACAGGUCGGUCAACACCCGGCUGAUCGGACAAAAGUUCUCCGAGCUCGGCCUCGACAUUAUCAACGUGCAGGAGGACUUCAACUACCACGCCAAGCUGUACGAGGGCAACAGCCACCCGCACCGCACCGCCACCACGGGCGGCGUGCCCUUCGGGUCCGGCCUCAACACCAUGUCCAACUUCCCCUGGGCCGACUUCCAGCGCGUCAAGUGGGACGUGUGCUCCAACGCCUCGGGCGCCGACUGCCUGACGCCCAAGGGCUUCACCUUUAUGCGCGUGCGCAUCGCCGGCGAAGGGUCCGCCGCCGUCUACGCCGACGUGUACAACCUGCACACCGACGCGGGCACCGAGCCCGACGACCUCAAGGCCCGCACCAGCAACAUGCGCCAGGUGGCCGCCCACAUCCAGAAGAACUCGGUCGGCAACCCGGUCAUCGUCUUUGGCGACACCAACAGCCGCUACAGCCGCGUCAACGACGUGGGCCUGCGCGAGCUCAUCGGCAGCCAGAACCCGUCCGGCCCGGGGCUCAAGGACGCCUGGGUCGAGCUCCAGCGGGGCGGCGUCACCCCCACCGAGGAGUCGCUCUGCUCCAACCCCAGCACCACCGACUCUUGCGAGACGGUCGACAAGAUCUUCUUCCGCGGCUCCCCCUUGCUCGACCUCAAGGCCACCGCCUGGAGCUACUACUCGACCCGCUUCCUGCAGCCCGACGGCAACAUCCUCUCGGACCACAACCCCGUCUUCGCCCGCCUGGCCUACUCGUCCGCCCAGCGCCUGCAGCAGUCCGACUUCGUCGGCGGGCCCCACGGGAACUGGUACAGCGACGUGCCGGCCCUGGUGCUGCAGCCCAAGCCCAAGACGAGCCGCAUCGUCCUGCGCGGGAACAAGCGCGUGGACAGCGUCGGCGUGCAGCUGGCCGACGGCACGACGCUGCGCCACGGCGGCGGCGGCGGCGACGAGCGCGCCCUCGACCUGGCCGCCGGCGAGUUCUGGACCGCCACCACCAUGUGCCAGGCGCAGCGCAGCGGCCGCACGCGCGUCUUUUACCUCAAGGCGACCACCAGCAAGGGCAGGACCGUCGAGACGGGCAACCGCGAGGGCGACUGCUUCGACUACGCAGCCCCGGCGGGCUGGCAGGUCGUCGGCUUCGCCGGCAGCGACGGCGACGAGAUGGACCGCAUCGCCCUGGUCUACGCCCGGCAGUAAGGCAGAGUGAAGUAGCCUUUGGGUGUGUAGGUAUGUGGGUAUGUGGGUAUGUGGGUGUAUGGGUGUAUGGGUGUAUGGGCCUGUGUGUGCGCCGCUGUUUUGUUGCUUGGCGUGGGGACAACAGGCCCCUGCAAAUUUCACGACAUGACGCUUCUCUUUAAUGCCGGGAUGCAAGGCACUGUAGCCGAGCAAGCUCAGCUGUGCGGUUGGCACCAACUGCCUCCGUUUACGCAAUUCUUAAUUCCUUGUACAUAUUACCCAUUCCAACUCCCGAGUAAAUAACAUGGCAGAUAUGCAAUUCCGACCCCUUGCAUUUCCCCG
This is a messenger RNA of Gaeumannomyces tritici R3-111a-1, 1887 nucleotides long. RefSeq names its product endonuclease/exonuclease/phosphatase. The transcript has 2 exons. The coding region runs from base 229 to 1566 and encodes 445 amino acids. Gene Ontology annotation, molecular function: sphingomyelin phosphodiesterase activity. Gene Ontology annotation, cellular component: cytoplasm. The record is from RefSeq and is a predicted model, not a curated record. Lineage: Eukaryota; Fungi; Ascomycota; Sordariomycetes; Magnaporthales; Magnaporthaceae.